CCGGUAUCCAGCCGUGCUAGUAUGACAGCUGAUGCGCAAGACCAGGGUCAGGAACAUGGGGCUGUGCGACAGACAUAAGAAUGUCUGGAAAAGACUAAUUCUCAUGGUCAGCAUACAUAAACGAAUGGAGUCCUUUUAUCUUCAUCGCAUUCUAUCUGACGCUGAUAAUGCUCUUUCACUCCUUUGACCACAGGACAUACUACUAUCCAAGACAGGUUCCAAGGACUUCAUUCGAGCCUGGCUGCGGCCACACUGUUCUUCACCAGGUGGCAAGCAGGGCGUAUUGUCAGCACAGGUAUGCCAGCAAACAUGAACACAGCCAAGGAACCAAGAUCGAAAUCACCGACGUAUUCGCAUUUGCUGUAUAUCUCCGACGCUGAACGACAAGUCUACACAACCUCUUCUUCGCCGUCACUUCGAUCAUCACAUUCAAUGCGGUCAAAUCGCUCUGCAUCAUCUCGAUCCACAACAUCCACCCGAGGCACGUCGAGAAUGAGCAUAAAUGCUCCACGCUUCGCCGACGACCACUAUCCGCUGAUCACCACCAUUCACCCAGAGACUGUGCCUGAGUGUGUACCAAAGGCCCAUGCAGCGCUUUGGUGUGCACGACAGAUGGCCCAGAUCCACAACACCAUCAUCAGGGCACUGAAUUCAUCCUGGAACCAUGCGGUCUCCAUCCAGCCUUCGACCCAGGAAGCUGCAGACUUUCUCUUUUUCAACCAGCAAAUCUGCUCCACGCUGGAACACCACCACAAAGCCGAAGACGACUAUUUGUUCCCCACGAUUGAAAAGAUGCUCAACCGUCCUGGCGCCAUGGAAGGAAACUCCAAAGGUCAUGAAUCUUUCGUAGAAGGUCUGGCCAUCUAUCAGAAAUACGUUUUCCUCACCAAACCAUCCGAGUACAAUGGCGUCACACUCAGACACAUCAUCGAGUCCUUCGCGCCAGACAUGAUCCAGCAUUUGCACGACGAAAUUCCAACAUUGGUGAGCCUGCAUAAGCUUGACUCCAAGGCCUUGAUGAAGGUCUGGAAGCACGCUGAGCAUCUCGCCACCAUGGAUACGGACCUAUAUGCCGUUGCGCCGUGGAUGCUUGGGUGCCAGGACAAGUCGUUCACAAUCGAUGGGCAUAGGCCCGAUUUUCCGGAGAUACCUUGGAUUCUCGAGGUGGUCGCACGCAGCUGGUUUGCUAGAAGAUAUGCCGGUGCGUGGAAGUUUUGUCCUAGCGACUUGAGUGGUCGGAGGCGGCAGAUCACUGUUGAGAGUUCCGCCUGAGCGAUAUCAUGACUUUGACGACUUUGUUUCCCUGGCUGGGAAUCUCUUUUCCCUUUGUGUGAGCGUUCGAGCAAGCUUUUUCUUGUUUUUUGAUUGAGCAGGUUGGAACGGUAUCGAUGAAUUGCGAGAAACUGGGCAGAGCUUUCCCAUGUAUUAUAUUUUUGUCCUUGAGUGUCAAGGCAUGGUCGUGUUCUUCUCCUUGAUCAGUUCUGGGAACAGGACUAGCAAUUCUCGCAGAUGGCUGAUUUGGUAUUUGCUUGCUUUCUGGGGUGGAUCAGGAACAGUAGGCUCGACGAAAUGGACUGUGUUGGUCCAGCCUCGUUCAUACGCCGCUUGACAGUUUAAGAAAGAAUCAUCCACGUAGUAGAUUUGAGUGUCGUUUGUCGCUCCGGCUUCACGGAGGGCCUUUUCGUACAUUUGUGGCAGUGGUUUCGGGACCAAAGGUGUUUGUGAGUAGUCGCAGUAUGUGAUGCCCUCGAAGAGAUCUUCGAUGCCGAGCAAUUUGACGACUCGCCGGCCAUGGGUGAUGUGGGCGUUGGUGAAGAGCCACAUCUUCACCUUGGUCUUGUCGAAGGACUCGAGAAUCUUGCGGGUUUCCGGGUCGGGAAAGAGCAGCUCAUCGAGAGGGAGGGCGUCGUCGACUUCGCGGUUGAAAUCUAGCGGGUCGACUUUGUGGUGGCGGGACAGGCCUUCAAUGGCGAGGCCGUAGUCCUUGUAGUAUUGCUGGUGGAGGCGGGUGGCUUCUUCGGUCGAGACAUCGAGGUGUUUGAUGAAGUAUUCGUUGAUUAGGACGGCCAUGUGGUCGUGCACAUUGUGGCUCUUGGGGUAGAGACAGUUGUCUAUGUCGAAGAAAAAGAUUGCUCGAUUGUCUGUCGGGCUGUGGUCGAUGGAGCCCAUCAUGGAAGUAGAUUCGAAGGAUCGAUACCUUACGAUAGGAGAUGUUUGAGACUGGGAAAAGAAUGGGCUUAAUUGACAGCAAGUAGCUUUUGACGCUCUAAUAUAGCCAAGAUCCAGUUCGC
This is a messenger RNA of Exophiala xenobiotica, 2291 nucleotides long. RefSeq lists its product as uncharacterized. The transcript has a single exon. NCBI's taxonomy places the organism in Eukaryota, Fungi, Ascomycota, Eurotiomycetes, Chaetothyriales, Herpotrichiellaceae. The coding region runs from base 298 to 1272 and encodes 324 amino acids. The record is from RefSeq and is a predicted model, not a curated record.